CAACCCGAAGACGGACUCCUCAUUGUGACAUCGACUCUUUCGAGCGACGGGUGAGGUCGCGCGCGAUGCGAUGCGACGAGGCGACGGACCACGGCUUGCUCAUCUACCUGCUAACUUAUCACCGACGUCCCUGCAUGUGUCUUGUGACGUCACUCAUCACAGACAAUGAGUCUCGCUUCUAUCCCACCCUCAUCCCUCGUACCUCGUCCGCCCUCCCCUGCACGCCUCGCCCUCCGUCGCGCGCAGCGGUUGGGAGAGUAGGGUAGGGUAGGGAACUUCCGCCGAGGUAGUUCCGGGGCUAGUGUGCGGGCGUGUGGUGGGUUCUAAUCCUGCGAAUUCUCUGCGACUGUGUCUGUGCGUGUUUUUGUCCAGCUUCGCUCGCAGCCCGUCGCUCACAGUCCGUCGCUCAAAGUCCGUCGCUCAAAGUCCGUCGCUCAAAGUCCGUCGCUCACAGUCCGUCGAUCACAGCCCGUCUCCCGCCAUUCUUUCUCCGUCCACUUCCUGUGGUUCCAGCAAUCUCUCGCUCCUUCGCCCCGCGCAGCCGUAUUACCUACUCCUCAUUGUCGCACGUAGCCGGAUCCCAGUGCUUCACUGCUACGCUUAACUUAUACCCGUCACAUGUUGUCGCCGUACGGCACAGGCGUCGCACGCACGACCGUAAAUUGCUCCUGUUCCUGCGUGUCGUAGACUACCCUUCCACUACCAACCCCCCCUCCCGACUACCCCGGCGGGCCCCGCUCCUAGCCCUUCCGCCCGUCCGCCGGUCCUCCCGUCCGCCCGUCCGCCCGUCCGCCCGUCCGCCCGUCCGCCCGUCCGCCCGUCCGCCCGUCCGCCCAUCCGCCCGUCCGCCGUUCCGCCUCUCCCUCAAGAUCUCAACCCUGCGAGACGAGCCAGGCAGGGUCUUCCGCCCUUCCGCAAUGACUGCGAUGCGCCGCUCUGCGAAGAACCGGCUUCCGACAUUACUGCUGCUGGCGGUAAUUGGCGCGCUAUGGGAUCAAUUGGGGCAUGCGGCAAUCACGGUGGAACAACCGAGAGUGCGGCACGAGCAGCACGCGUGCCGGGGGGAGCAGUGUGGGGGGGAGGGGGCAGCGGAGCGGGGAAGUGGCCGGCGGAUAGCGGAGGAGGUGGAGGAGGAGGUGGUGACGGGGUGGUACGGGGGGGCUGGCGCUGCUGCUGCGGGUGCUGCGGGUGCUGGUGCUGCUGUGAGCCGGUAUCAUGAGGAGUCGAGACAUGUCGUCAGUGCAAUGGGCAUGGCGGCGACGCAGGCAGUGACCCCCGCGCCCAAGCUGCGCAAGUGCCAGAAGCUGCUCCGAGACGGGUCCUUCAGCCUCAACCGGUCGUCGUACUUCGUAGGGCUGAACGUGGGGCCGCGCAAGCAGCUGUUCUACCUGCGCCUGGACAACCUGACGCCCGUCACCUGGUUCACCUGCGACUGCGUCACACCCGCCACCUGCCGCACCGCCGGCACCAUCAUCCCCGAGCGGCCGCCGUACAACACUAAGGAGAACGGAGCCACGGUAGUGCUGUGCACCGUGGACACAUGCAAGAACAACACGGACCGCCCCGCGCCCGGCCUCAAGAUCGGCUGCCAGGUAGCGGACCAGAUCCCGUCAGCCCUGGGCAAGGGCAAGUGCGAGUAUCUGCACCUGCACACCAUCGUGCGGUCGCCCCUGGGGUCCAUCGGCAGCCUACCGAACAAGGAUGGGACCAAGGUGGGCAAGAGCUACGGCAUCUUCUACCAGGAGAACGUUUGGCUCACGCACAUGGACGGCUGGACUGUCAGCCCCGAGCUCGUCGUCGGCUGCGGCAUGGUCCAGAAGGGCGCGCUAGGGGGCUACACCGAGGUGCCCGACGGUGUGUUCGGACUCGGGUGGGGCAAGCUGAGCGUCCUAUCGCAAAUGUCCGACUUAGGCGUGUGGGAGAACAGCUAUGGCCUCUGCAUGGAGGGCGACAUGGGGCUCAAGGGCGGCUCCUACCUUAACCUGGGCGACGCGCUGAUCGACGGGUACAGCGACACCAUUCCCAUGCAACGGAUAAUCCCCAGCCCGAUGUAUUUUGUGGAGCUCGGGGAGGUGCGCGUGGGGAGUGCGGCGCUCAAGGUGCCGGCCGGGACGUUUGCGAAGCCGACGUUGAAGGGGGAGGGGGGUGUGGUCUUGGACCCGUUCACCACGGUUACCAGGAUGCCACUCGCUGCGCUGCUCGCGAUUAAUGAAACGCUGGUGGGGCUGAUGCCCAACCUGACGUACGACAAGGGCAACUCCAAGACUUUUGGGCUCAUCUGCUGGAAAGGCGCGCCCUACAAGCAGAAGAAGCCGGAGCUAUUCUACCCGCAGUUCCCCAACAUGCAGCUCGUCUUCCCCAACAACGUCAUCUUUUACGUGCUGCCCCAGUCCUACCUCAUCGCGAACAUCACCACGGGCAAGAUGUGCCUAGCAGCAGCAGAGACCACUGACGCCCGCACCACCAUAGGCGAGUCAUUCCUGCGCAACAAGAUGGUAAUAUACAAUUACAAGGACAGCACCAUAUCAUGGGCAGAUAUGAACUGCACCACCGGCGUUCGCUUCUUCAAUUUCACAGCAAAGCCCCCAGGACCCAUGCCCUCGCCUCCCCUCAUGCCCCCGCCCAUCCCUCCGCCAAAACCCCCUAUAGCCCUGCCCCCUCCCCCCCUGUUAAAGCCCCCUCCCCCCCUGUUAAAGCCCCCUCCCCCCCUGUUAAAGCCCCCGCCCCCUGCACCUAAACUCCCCCCACCAGCACCACCCACACUUCCCCCUCCCAAGCCUCUUCUCCCCCCUCCUAGUAAAACCCCUGUUGCUCCUCCUAUCCCUCCUCCUCCUCCUCCCAAGACCACCCCUCCUCCCUGGACGAAGCCCCCUCCCGUGAUCACCACCCCCCCUCCUGUUCCUGCUGCGCCCUCCCCUCCCCCUCCCUGGACUUGGCCCCCGACCACCCCUCCCCCUUGGACUUGGCCCCCCAACGCCCCCCCUCCCCCCUGGACUUGGCCCCCCAAUGCUCCCCCUCCCCCCUGGACUUGGCCCCCUGAAGCUUCCCCUCCCCCCUGGACUUGGCCCCCUGAAGCUCCCCCUCCCCCCUGGACUUGGCCCCCUGAAGCUCCCCCUCCCCCCUGGACUUGGCCCCCUGAAGCUCCCCCUCCCCCCUGGACUUGGCCCCCUGAUGCUCCCCCUCCCCCUUGGACUUGGCCCCCUGAAGCUCCCCCUCCCCCCUGGACUUGGCCCCCUGCUACCCCCCCUCCCUGGACCACCCCCCCUCCCUGGACCACCCCCCCUCCAUGGACAUAUCCCCCCGAUUCCCCCCCACCUCCCGAGGUUUUCCCCCCUCCCCCUCCCCCCGAGACUUCCCCAGUGUUUCCCCCAUCCGACGUGUCUCCCCCGCCCCCGUACCCCCCUCUUCCGCCGCUACAAUCGCUCACCCAGUGGUGGGUCAACCCGCACAAGAAACGCAAGACGCCGCCCCCUUUCGAGGCCCCUGCAUCGUGGACAAUCUGGCCUAUGAAUGAUGCAGCCACUGCUCCUCCCGCUCCUUCUGCUCUGCCUCAAGCUCAUACUGGUAAAAACCGUGACCCGGGUGGUGCGGCGGGGUCUCGCGACCCGGGUGGUGCGGCGGGGUCUCGCGACCCGGGUGGUGCGGGGUCUAGAGCCACUGUUGCUGUUGAAGGGGAGGAUAAGGACAGGAAGGAUGGGUUGGUGGUGCAGGCAGAGAGGGAGAAGGAGAGGGUGCAUGAGAAGAGGAGGAGCCAUGAGGGAGUGGGGGGAGUGGGGGUAGAACAGCACAGAAUGCAUCAACGUGUUGCUGUAGCUCCGUAGGGGUACGAUUUUCCUCCAAACCUCUCCACUAUACUCUUGGACGUGUUGUGCGCAGACCUACCAUAUAUCGUGUUUAAGGCA
Messenger RNA from Closterium sp. NIES-67, 3902 nucleotides. The record is from the annotation of a GenBank genome assembly. NCBI's taxonomy places the organism in Eukaryota, Viridiplantae, Streptophyta, Zygnematophyceae, Desmidiales, Closteriaceae.